Molecule: messenger RNA, 873 nt
Organism: Trametes versicolor FP-101664 SS1
Lineage: Eukaryota; Fungi; Basidiomycota; Agaricomycetes; Polyporales; Polyporaceae
Product: DUF298-domain-containing protein
Exons: 7
Coding region: 1-873 (290 amino acids)
Biological process (GO): protein neddylation; positive regulation of ubiquitin-protein transferase activity
Cellular component (GO): ubiquitin ligase complex
Molecular function (GO): ubiquitin conjugating enzyme binding; ubiquitin-like protein binding; cullin family protein binding
Source: RefSeq, a predicted model, not a curated record
AUGAGCAUAUUCUCCCUCCUCUGCUGCUUGCGGAACUCCCAUCACGACUCUCACAGCAACGGUGCCGCAGGCGGCUCUGCGAAGUCUGGAGCAGCAAAGGCCUCGGCGCCGGAACCUUAUAGCGAUGCGCAUGCGAAGCAGCUCUUCGCGACAUACCAGGAUCCGGAUACUCCAGGGGAGAUAGGCCCUGAAGGGUUCGAGAAGCUCUGCACGGACCUGGACAUAUCUUUGGAAGGCGCGCUACCGCUCGUACUGGCGUGGCAGCUCAAUGGAUCGGAGAUGGCGAAGUUCACCGAGGAGGAGUGGGUGAAAGGCACGAGCGAGCUUCGAGUUUCGAACCUCCUGACCUUGUCCCUGGCCGUCCGGGACCUGGAAGACCUUCUCCUCCUUGACAAGCCGCCCAUACAGCCGCCGUCCAGCGCCAGCGUGUCUGCAAAGAAGAAGAGCACCGCGGUUUCCGUUCCCAACCCAACUGAGCCGUACAAUAAACAAAGGUACUACCAGUAUGCCGCUUCCAAGGACAAGGCAUUCUCGGAACUUUAUACGUUCUGCUUUACCCUAGCGAAGCCUCCUGGGGGAAGGAAUAUUGACAUGGACACCGCGAACGCGUUCUGGUCUGUGCUGGUGGUCCCUAGGUAUCCCAUCAUGAGCGAUAUCUUGGCGUUCAUUUCGGAGAAAGGGACGUACAAGGGAGUCAAUAAAGACUUGUGGAAUAUGACGCUGGAGUUCUGCCGCACAGUACAGCCGGAUCUGUCGAACUAUGAGGCUGACGGCGCAUGGCCUACAAUGUUGGAUGACUUCGUCUCGUGGAAGAGGGCCUCUGGCCCCGGGCCCGCAGCCCACACGGAAGAACAUGACAUCGAAGUUGUUUGA